UGAGAAAAUCAAAAAGACGCUGGAAACAGAAUGCAACUACGCAAGGCUCCCUCAACCAACUCGUCUUCCACCUCGAUCGCGCCGGCCGCCGCGCUCCGCCGGCCACCGUGCUCACCCCCUCCUCAACCAACCAACGCUCCAGAAGCUGCACCCAAAAAUCCUGUUCUGUCUGUUUUUGUUCAAAACUUGAAUUGUUCUAAUUUGUUACUGGUGUUGAAUCCAUUACAUGAGAAGGGUAGAUAUUAGAUACAUAACAGCCUAGAGGAAGUUAGUUAGUUUGUUAUACAUUAAAGAUAAUUAUUUGGAGGUGAAGGAUGGAGGUUGUUUUGGCAUCUUCCUCUGUUGAUGGUGGGAUAGGCUGUUGGGACCUUCAGACAGGUGCUGAACAGCUCCGUUACAAGUCGUGUUCCUCCCCUUCUCAUGGUCUUGUCUCUGUUGGUGGUCGCUUCCUUGCAUCUUCUCAGAUUAGAGACCCAUCGGCUUCCUCCGGUUCUGUUUCGAAAUUAUAUUUCUGGUCCUGGUCCAAGCCUCAAGUUGAAGUUAGGAGCUUUCCUGCUGAACCCAUUAUGCCCCUUGCUGCGAAUCACCCGGGCACCUAUCUAGCUGGUGGGGCUUCGUCAGGUGAUAUAUACUUUUGGCAGGUCGAAACUGGCAGAUUGCUUAAAAAGUGGCAUGCUCACUAUAGGGCUGUGACAUGCCUGGUAUUUUCUGAAGAUGACUCCCUGCUGAUAUCUGGUUCUGAAGAUGGAUCUGUCAGAGUUUGGUCUCUCAUCAAGAUAUUUGAUGAUUUGGGAAGCUUUGAAGCCAAAAAUCUUUAUCUACACAGUUUUACAGAGCACACUCUGUGUGUGACUGAUGUUGUGAUUGGUUAUGGUGGGUGCAAUGCAAUUAUAGUGUCAGCUUCAGAGGACCGGACCUGUAAGGUGUGGAGCUUAGCUACGGGAACUCUACUAAGAAACAUAGUAUUCCCUUCAAUAAUUGAUGCAAUUGUCUUGGAUCCUGCUGAACAUAUCUUUUAUGCUGGCAGUAGAGAUGGAAAAAUAUUUAUUGCUGCACUUAACACUGAAAGAAUCCCUACUAAUAAUUAUGGGAUGCAUAUCAUUGGUUCAUUUUCUAACCACAGCAAGGCAGUUACUUGCUUAGCAUAUGGCGCCGCUGGGAAUUUGUUAAUAUCUGGGUCAGAGGAUGGAAUGGUUCGUGUUUGGAAUGCAAGAACUUGUAACAUCAUCCGCAUGUUUAAACAUGCUAAAGGACCAGUAAAUAAUAUUCUUGUUGUUAAACAAGAAAUUGACCCAAGUAAUCAUAUGUCUUCUACUGUAGAAGCAUCCUCAAGAAAGAAAGGGGCUUAUUUAUCCCCUCCAUUAGAAAAAUAUACAAAUUCUGCAGAUGAAGACUCAUAUAUAAAGGUCAGCCUCAGGGGUGGCGCGACAGAUGUUAAAUAUCUCAGUUCUGGAAUGAUAUCUAAGUAUGCUAAGGAACUUCAGCAUCAAGGUUCAGCUGCUGCUUCUGAAAUGGAGGUGGAGAAGCUAAAACAUGAUUGCCAAAGGUCAAUGCAAAUGGCAAAUCAAUUUAAGAAAAUGUAUGAAGAUUUGAUACAGUUUUAUGUGAAGGAGCUGUUAGAUGGAGGUCAAGCAAGAACCUUAGAUGAAAAUGGUAAAUAAGGUGUUCUUAUUUUCCCUAGACAAGGCACUGUUCAAUUUUGCGGGUAGAAUUCAUAUAUUUCUAUCGUCACAAGAUUCUCUUCUGCGAGUUUACUAGUUAUUAGCCCCAAAGAGUUUUUGUUUUUUUAAAUGCCGUACUUAUAGAAUCUUCAUCCUUUUAACGGUUAAAAGGAUUCAUUAUUCAUAUCCUCUUACAAUAUUGGAGGGUGUUGUCAUAGAUUUUCGACUUUCGUUUUGCGAAUUUUCAUGAAUCCAUCCGUAUGGUCCUUGCUUUUACCAUGUUUAUAAGGUUUUCCUUUUGGUAUAAACCACUCGGUAUUGGUCAUCCUUCGAAUAGUCACAGUUAAGGUUUUAUAUC
Lotus japonicus is the source of this 2019-nucleotide messenger RNA. RefSeq names its product protein ROOT INITIATION DEFECTIVE 3-like. The coding region runs from base 315 to 1661 and encodes 448 amino acids. Gene Ontology annotation, molecular function: protein binding. Gene Ontology annotation, cellular component: nuclear pre-replicative complex. Lineage: Eukaryota; Viridiplantae; Streptophyta; Magnoliopsida; Fabales; Fabaceae. The transcript is spliced from 10 exons. Gene Ontology annotation, biological process: DNA-templated DNA replication; rRNA processing. The record is from RefSeq and is a predicted model, not a curated record.